Molecule: messenger RNA, 1046 nt
Organism: Pelobates fuscus (common spadefoot toad)
Lineage: Eukaryota; Metazoa; Chordata; Amphibia; Anura; Pelobatidae
Gene: RRP7A
Product: ribosomal RNA processing 7 homolog A
Exons: 7
Coding region: 12-845 (277 amino acids)
Biological process (GO): ribosomal small subunit assembly; rRNA processing
Cellular component (GO): UTP-C complex; CURI complex
Molecular function (GO): nucleic acid binding
Source: RefSeq, a predicted model, not a curated record
CUGAAAACGUCAUGAGCAAGAUGGCGGCGUCCAUAAAGGAGACCACGUUUGCUGCUCCAGCUGGCUACAUAGCCAUUCCAGUAAAAUUUUCAGAGGAGAGACGUGCAUAUCAUUGCUUGUAUGCUAAGGAGCAUAAAGUGAGAGACCAAUUGGACAAAACUCACCCUUUGAACCGGACCCUGUUUGUUAUUAAUGUCCCACCAUAUUGCACAGAGAAAUGUUUAGCACAGAUCUUCAGUUCCUGUGGUGCUGUGAAUUCUGUAGAACUUCAGGAAAACCCAGGACCUUCCGAGAAGAAACAUACGCAGUCUAGAUAUUUUGAUCGUAAAAUUCCAAAGGGCUUUAAAGUUGCUUAUGUUGUGUAUAAAAAUCAGAUUGGACUUCGAGAGUUGAAAUUGCUGAACUUUAAAAAGCCAUACGUACUGUCAGGAAACCUUCGCACUGUAAAAACUGGAAUACAUAAGUGGAUAGAGGAUUAUGAAGCAUCACUUACUGAUAUUACUGAUCUGCAAACUGAAAUAGAUGACUUUAUGAAGGAAUAUGAUAAGAGGAUGGAAGAGGAAGAAAAAAAAGCAGAGGAAGAAGAGGGUGUUCCAGAUGAGGAUGGAUGGGUGAAAGUGACAAGAAAAGGCCGUCGCCCUGGGUUGGCACGGACAGAGGCAGUAAAUCUUCGGGUAAUGGAGAUGGAGAAGAAAAAACGGGCGCAGAAAGAGCUGUUGAACUUCUAUUCUUGGCAACACCGUGACGGCAAAAGAGAGCACCUUGCUGAGCUCCGUAAGAAAUUUGAGGAGGAUAAACAGAAGAUUGCACUGAUGCGUGCACAGAGAAAAUUUCGACCUUACUGACCUUACAACCAGUUGAUGACAUUCCUACAGUUUACGUUAAAGUAGCAUGUUGCAGUCCUACUUCACCUGUACAUAAAAUAUAGCCAUUAUCUCUAUCUGGUGACUUGUAUCCGUUUAUACCCAACUGAAAUGGUGAAGACUGUUUACCACUGGCAUCUUUCAAAUAAUUGGUAAUAAAUGCAUUAUUUUUUUUAUUUACAA